AUGGUUCCUGUACUUUCUGUCCCAGAUGUUCAUGCUGGAGAGGCUAUACUAAUCCACGCAGCAUCAAAGCUUGGCACAGCUGCCAUCCAGCUGGCCUGGAGGGCUGGCGCUAUUCCUCUCAUCACAGCUGGCUCCAAGCACAAACUUUGGAAGGCAGAAAAUCUUGGAGCAGCUGCUGAGUUCAAUUACAAAGAAAAUUUUCUGAAGCAACUCAAAUUAAAAAGCCUGAGUGCCAGUGACUGUACUUAUUUUGGAGGUGAGAACCAACACCAGCUCAUGGUGUUGCUCUGCUACCCUGUUGCUGUGGCUGGGAAUCCCCUCAACUGCCUGGCUCUUUAUGGUCACUGGGUUCUCUACGGUCUGAUGUGGGGAGCUGAUGUCAGUGGGCUCCUGCUUUCAAAACUACUUUUUAAACAACGAAGCCUCAUAGCCAGUUUGCUGAGAUCCAAAAAGUACAAGCAAAUGCUGGUGAAAGCUUUUCCCCGGGAAAUUCUUCCGGACUUCUCCACGGAGGGCCCCCAACGCCUGCUGCCCCUGCUGCACAGCAUCUGCUGGGUGACAGAGGUCCAGGCCGCUCAUCAGCACAGGGGCAAAGUCGUCCUCAAGCUGCCCCAGGGAAGGAGGAGGGGGUGGUCCGGGCCACGGCCGCCCCAGGCCUUCCCAGGGCUGACGCCGAGAGGACUCAGUCCCCAGGUCCACCCAGUCCACUGA
Molecule: messenger RNA, 711 nt
Organism: Octodon degus (degu)
Lineage: Eukaryota; Metazoa; Chordata; Mammalia; Rodentia; Octodontidae
Gene: Tp53i3
Product: tumor protein p53 inducible protein 3
Molecular function (GO): NADPH binding; quinone binding; quinone reductase (NADPH) activity
Source: RefSeq, a predicted model, not a curated record